This is a messenger RNA of Aspergillus piperis CBS 112811, 797 nucleotides long. RefSeq names its product alpha/beta hydrolase. The coding region runs from base 1 to 783 and encodes 260 amino acids. The transcript has 2 exons. The record is from RefSeq and is a predicted model, not a curated record. NCBI's taxonomy places the organism in Eukaryota, Fungi, Ascomycota, Eurotiomycetes, Eurotiales, Aspergillaceae.
AUGUCGUCGGCAAACCUCCCGAUCAUUGUCAUUGUCCCAGGUGCAUUUGGCACACCUGAAGGUUUCGAUAAACUGCUACCGUAUCUGACCGAAGCUGGAUACACCACACAUCCAGGGUCAUACCCCAGUUGCAACCCCUCCGAUCCAACCCAAGUGUCCUCUUCCCAGGAUAUCGCGCACCUGCGUAACAAUGUACUCCUCCCCCUUUUGAAUGAGAAUGGAAAAGAUGUUGUCAUCAUCGCACACUCAUACGGGGGUGUUGUUGCCGGUGGCGCAGCAAAAGAACUUGCAAAGGAAACCAGAGCAGCCCAAGGUCAAUCGACUGGCGUUGUUGGCCUUAUUUACGUGGUGGGCAAUAUCACGCUUGAGGGGGAAUCCCUCUUCCAGGCGGUAGGCGGCGCUUACCCUCCUUUCAUCAAAGUCGAUAAGCCAUCCCAGGGCCUUGCUGUCAUCGAACCGGCAAUGGACGUGCUGUACAAUGACUGCGACCGUGUCCUGGAGCCGGAAUUAGAUACGCUAAUGCAGCCACAUGCACUCCGCGCUUUUGAAACUCCCCCCACCGCCCCAGCCUGGGCGGAGAGUGCGUUUGAUGGUAGAAGGGCGUAUGUACGUACCCUGGAUGACUGUUGCAACCCUGCAUUUUUGCAGGACAUAUGGCUGGAGAAGUCCAAGGUUGAAUGGGAAGUUGUGGAUUUCAAGGCCGGCCACAUGCCAUUUGUGAGCCAACCUCAGGCGCUGGCAGAGCAAAUUACCAAGUUUAUCGAUGGAUUUAUUGCAAAAUAGAUAGAUCAAUACAG